Messenger RNA from Xyrauchen texanus (razorback sucker), 519 nucleotides. RefSeq names its product pyroglutamylated RFamide peptide (gene qrfp). Gene Ontology annotation, molecular function: orexigenic neuropeptide QRFP receptor binding. The coding region runs from base 1 to 495 and encodes 164 amino acids. The record is from RefSeq and is a predicted model, not a curated record. NCBI's taxonomy places the organism in Eukaryota, Metazoa, Chordata, Actinopteri, Cypriniformes, Catostomidae. The transcript has a single exon.
AUGAAAUUCCAGGUUUUCCAUCUCUCGUCCUCUCUUCAAACCACAGUCGUCUUCUUGCUGGUGCUGCUGGUCCAGCCUCCCAGAGGUCUCAUGCUCCCACACCACCCUGUAAUGUACCUGCCCACGCUGGACAACCCUGAGUGGGAAGCUGCAAUGCUCCAGCUGCAGGCUUCACUGGGGGCUCUAUCAGACAGACCGGCGUCGGAGCUCCAGCCCUGGGCUCUGCUUCAGGAGCUGCGACCUGACGAGAUCCUGGAGAGAGUGAAGGAGGAAUUGGGCUGGCCACAGAGGGUGAAGGGACAGAAGAGAGAGGAGCUGGACCGGAGACCAAUCGGGACAUUCCCAGACAACCACAUAGAAACUGUGGCGUAUCCGGAGGGCAUCGAAGAAGAGGGCGGAGAGAAGAGGAACGAGGCACUCACCUCCAUCGCGGGCGGUUUGCAGGCAUUCAAUAGACAGAAAGGAGGAUUCGGCUUCCGAUUUGGCAGAAAGUGAAGGCGUGUGCGCGUGUGUGUGUGU